This is a messenger RNA of Xyrichtys novacula (pearly razorfish), 237 nucleotides long. NCBI's taxonomy places the organism in Eukaryota, Metazoa, Chordata, Actinopteri, Labriformes, Labridae. The record is from the annotation of a GenBank genome assembly.
AUGGCGACCAGCAUGGACACGCUCCCUGCCCAUCUGCUGCCUUUGGUGAUGGAGGAGUUCCCCCAGUCUCUGGCCACAGCUUGUGUCUGCAGGGCCGGACAACGCGAGCCCCGCCUCCGCUGCGUACAGUGUGGCAUCAUCGAGGAGGAGGAGGAGGACUGCUCCACUCUGGAGGAGGACCAGGCCCAGCGGUCCUUCUUGCAGACCGUGGAGAGCUUGAGGAGGAGCACCAGAUGA